Messenger RNA from Sycon ciliatum, 2809 nucleotides. RefSeq lists its product as uncharacterized. The transcript is spliced from 2 exons. Bases 666 to 1649 code for a protein of 327 amino acids. Lineage: Eukaryota; Metazoa; Porifera; Calcarea; Leucosolenida; Sycettidae. The record is from RefSeq and is a predicted model, not a curated record.
ACUUCCGCUACAGAGGAAGAGCUGCUUGAGAUGCUGGACGGUAGCGAGGCGCAGAUACACACACUGCUCGACCGCGUGGCGCGUCUCGAGACCCAGCUGCAGCUCGACGGGAACGAAGACGUGGCCGCAGAGCGAUCCACCUCGCACUCUCCGCUGACUUCAAGCUCGCCGUCGUCCUCCGGGACCUCAUCUCCCCCGAGCAGCAGCACGGUGGUGAGACUCAGGGAAAUGCAUCGCUCGCGAGCGCAGCCGACAAGACUAGUUCGUCCAGUGCGUCUUCGCCCGAGCAGAGCAGACGCGCUGAGGCACACCACUCAUCCUCAUCUCCAGCUGAGACAACCGAUGCUGACCCUGGCCCCCUGCCUGCUGUGCGUCGCACAUCCUACUCUCGUCGUACGGUCAGCGAGGAGACGACAGACAGCGGAUACGCAGCCGACCCUGCGCGUUCCUCCAGAAUAAGCGUGCCGCGACUGGAAAGCCUGGACUGCGAGGCAGACGACGAGUCGCUCCUCGUGACGAGCACUGGAAAUGGUCGACGAGCGCAAACAACUAGUGGAGCAAGUCCUAAGGGCAGAGACGACGUGCCUGUGUUCCAGUUUGCUUCGGAGGACGAUCGCGCUACGGUGCACAGCCCAUCCCCUCUGCACGUGUGUCGCCAUGGCAGCAUGAGCGGUGGUUCGCCGCACCAUGAACCGCUAGCCAGGAGCACGGCGACUCGACGAUGGCAUUCGGUCGCCGGGCAGGUGACGCGCUCGCCCGGCAAAGACGGGGAAAGCGGCGUUGGAGCUGCUGCAGGGGACGAUUUGCAGCGCGGCCUGAGCAGCACGGAAAUCGAGGUGCCGCGAUUCCUCCGGAACUCCAUCGGUGGAGGCUGUGGCGGCAGUGGUGCUGGUGAUGAGCGUCCGACACUGAACGGUCACGUGGGCAUUGCUCCCCUCGCCAAUACUGCCGCGCGUCACGCAGGCUUUGCUGCCGCGGCGCCAGGUCCGAGCGACGCGCAGCUGCACGAAGAGCUUCUCGCGCAGCUGACGACGCGCAUGGAGGAUGUCGUGCAGCGUCAGAUGCAAGACCUGCGUAGGUGGUGGAGAGAAGAGCAGACCACCGCCACUGUUGGCAGCGGCAUGAGCAGCAGCCCAGGUCUGAGGCCGGCUGCACGCCGCUCCCUGAAACAGAGCGUUGGCCUGACGCGCUCUCGUACGAUCCAGGACGGGUUUGAUCACUUGCCGACGGCGUCGCAGGCGCCCCAGGAGAAAGCGACGCGUAGCAACUCGGCGCCCAGCAUGGGCCUUUCGCAGGCCGUUGCCACGCACAGCAGCGUGGUGCGCAGUGCUCGCAGCUGGCUGAAGGGAUCGCGUGUCUCCUCGCGCAUCCGCUCCAACUCCUCCGUCGAGCUGUCCAAGGUCAGCGAGGAGGGCAGUGCCGAGCGAGGGCCAGGCCCACCGGCGACCAAUCAUGGCGCAGCUGCCAUGGCAAUGACGGUGACGACGGCAUCAGCUCCGACGUCGCCGGGAACCCCCACCACCACCGUGCUGGCGAAGAGUUCGUCUCAUCUGACGUUGAUGCGCCAGCCCAGCUUGCCCGCCAAUACGGUCUUCAUUCUUGAUCAGUCCGACGACGAUGGGUCGUCGCGUACCAGUGACUCGGACUGAGAGUGAAGACUGUGUGCACCCUAACCAGGUAUUGGGAUGCAUUUUACUGCUGAACGUCAACUAUUCUCCUUCAGCCACAGCGCCAACCUCGAAAUAUUGCCACAGAACACGGCAUAGCAUGAUGUGCAAAUUAAUCUGUUCAAGGCUGAAUGCUGCUGCUUCCUGGCCUUCUUGACUACUGACGGUAAACCUAGUGCAAGCGUUCUGGAGUAAAGGAGCAGCUGAUUGAAUGUUCUCCUGCUGGUCACAUACUUCUGACGUGUGCAUGUCUGUAGGCAGCCAUGUCCAGCCUGCCUGCCAAUCAGCAAGCACACACGCACACAGCGCUUGUAUUCGGGUGCGGAAUCACGCCGCCAUCUGGACAUCGGUACAAGCCUGCCGGAGAAAAAAUACCGCACGCACCGUCAACUGCAACACGCUCUGAAACGUUCAUCACCGGACACUGACCACUGACAGUCGCCGUACAGAUGCGAUAGGAUACUUUUUUUGUAAAAGUGAUACAGUUCGUGUUUUGUUGCGAAAUUUAGGAUUUGGACCGGUUUACGAAGAGAUUUUUGCAACUCAACUUUCAGAGCUGUCGUCUGGACCACCUGCUAGUUCGGCAACCUCUUGUACGUGCCACAUUUACACACUAACACAUGUGCUAUGCCGGAAAAGCGAUAAUGAUAUGGCUGGCGCAGACAAGAGAACAAAGGAGUCGUGCUCACUGACUGCUUGGUAUUGCUAGUAAUUUUAGUACUUUUCUAGCAAACAUGUAAGAGCCAAUAAAUAGGAUUUUCUACGCUAUUGAGGACAUGUUGCGCAGGUCCUCACUUACACUCUGCAGGCACCUCAAAAAUGGAUAAAAUUUAUUAUUCUUUUUACAUUUUGCUGAUCUCACGGAUUAGCAAUGGGCCGAAAAUGUCGUGUCGUUUGUCCAGCUACGCGAACCCAUUGUCAUCAAACUAUUGGCUGUCUUUGUCAACUGUCUGGAAAUGCUUUUUUCUAGAUUCUGAAAGAAAGUUUGAUAGGCAUGUCAACAGGUAAUGUUCAGACAUGAACGGAUUCAAGCACCCCAUUUACACAUUUUUUACAUACGUUAUAUAACUUUGUGAACAAGAAGAAGACUAGCCAAGCUUGCUUGGUGAUGUCAACGCGAACAAGCAAAUAAUAAUAAUAAU